AUAUGUUUAGUCUUACUAUUUACUGUUCUGUUCUUUCCUUUUUUUUUUCUUUUUGCAUCUUUUCUUUUACAUUACUCUCUUGCUUAUUAAGUUUUAACAUUUCCCAUUCCUUCAUUUUGCACCUACUCAGAAAAGAACCUACUGCUUAAUUGAACGUUGAUUCUAAUCAUGAACCAACAGUCAACAGUAAACCACAGCAACAAUCAUAACAGUAGUAGUGGCUGUACCUAUCGCUUUAUCGAUAGCUCCCUUGCAAAUCUUUCCCCAGAAAUCAAGCGUGACCUUGAAAUUAGACAGCAACCGAGGCAAGCCAAAGUCAGCAUUAUCAAUGAGAGAGACCGCAGACCUAUCGAGCCUCCACCUAUACUUCAAAUUCACUGGAGUGGAUGCUCAGAAGAGGAGUUAAAAAAAUGUCUACAAAGUCCUUUUUAUUACGUUGUGGCAAAUCUUGUUACCGAGGAUAAACCCGACAUUCCUCUUUUACCUGCAGAGAAGUACCUCUCGGGCUCACCCGUGUCAUCUCUCCAUAGACUCCGCGACAUCGAUAAUUCAGAGGGCGGAUACUUUGUCUUUGGUGACCUUGCUGUUAAAAAAGAAGGCAAAUUCAAGUUACGUUUCUCUCUUUUUGAGAUGAUAGAAGGCGAGGUCCGUAACUGUAGAACACUAUUAUCAGAUACGUUUACCGUGUACAUUCCAAAGCAUUAUCCGGGGUCUGUUGAGGCAACUUUUUUAUCGAGAACAUUUUCCGAUCAAGGCGUAAAAAUGAGAAUACGUAAAGAACAUAGACUCCAGAGUAGAAAACGCAAACACGAUAUUAGUAAUGAUGCUUCCUCUAUAACUUCAUUGAGCAGCGACAAUAAUUCGCAGCAGCCAAUCAAAAGAGUCUCUCCAAAACCGAGCAGAAGAUCAACCGUAUCAUCCUCGAUACCAACAACCAGCUCGACUGGUCAUUUUGGCAGAUGGCAGGCAACGGCGCCUCCCUCUACCCUUUCGAAGGUAAAGCAGCAAGAUCAGCGUUCUACAACCGCCAUCCAAAGUCGACAAAAUACUGUUACACCUUCACCCCAGCAGCAGCAUCAUCAAACCACGUUUGCGUACAUUAAUACGCCGACCAGCAACUUCAUUCAUGACCAUCGUUUUGAGAACGCCAAAAUACAACAGUUACAGCAUACCUCUUUCCCAAGCCCUGAAAGCACUAUUUAUAAUACUACUACUACCAGUGUCGCGUCAAGAACUUCGACCCCUCAAUUCUUAUCUCCGCGACAUACAGUCAAUGAAGCGGGCACUAACCUUACACAGACAUUAUAUCAUCACGAUCCUUACUUAAUAACGCCAACAAAAGUCUCAGCAGAUCAAUUACCAAAAGAUCGAUCUCUGGCACAAUACCAUACUUGCAAUGAUAGACAUACCACAUCCACAAGAAAUAGAUUACCAUCACCGCCUAUGCCCAUAACAAAUCUUCAUCUACACGCGACAGGGACACAGAAUUGGGGUACGCGCUUACCACCCUUGAAGACCAUUAUGAACGAUGACAGUAAUACCCACAGUUUCUCAACACCUACUACUACUGCUACUCCUUUAAUACUACCGCCUCCACCAGCUCUUAUGGCAAAACAAACUUAUUACUUCCAAUAAUAUGAUCACUGUUUAUCCUUAGCAUAUUGACUUAUUCAGUUCAUCUGUUGUACAUUGUAUAUUUAUUCACGCUUUUACUGCUUUGAUUGUAUAUCCCUUUUCCUUCCUUGUCUAUUUCAUAUAUAUACUUCCAUUGAUGUAUUCAUCUGAUUUUUCUGCUUUUAAACCAAAUCAAAAAGACAACGUAUAUCAAGCCUGUAUUUCAUAGGUCAUCGGUAAUAUUCACACUUGUUUUUUGGUGUAACACCAAAACACAAUAAUGAUAAAAAUCUACCAAAAUAGUUUAUAAUACUACAAAAGUACUUUAAAAUAAAAUACUGUACUACGAGGUUCUUGUU
Messenger RNA from Mycotypha africana, 1973 nucleotides. RefSeq names its product velvet factor-domain-containing protein. The record is from RefSeq and is a predicted model, not a curated record. Lineage: Eukaryota; Fungi; Mucoromycota; Mucoromycetes; Mucorales; Mycotyphaceae. The transcript is spliced from 7 exons. The coding region runs from base 169 to 1635 and encodes 488 amino acids.